AUGUUGGAAUGUCGGAAGUGCCAUCUUCGGCGUAUUUAUCACAGUCUCGCAGCCCGAGAGCUAUCGAUGCGCUCUCAUGAUCUUAUCAUGGGUCCGAUCAAACCGAGGCUCCAUUUUCACCAACUUUCCCGUCUAAUAAAGGCUAUUCUUAUAGCUACCAAAAAACAACGAACUCUUUAUCGCUCUGGCGGCAGUCUGUGUAGCUUUGUGCCUCCAAUUUCUGGUUUACCGCCGCCAAGACCACCACGGGUUCGGCGUUGGAUUUGUAACAAUCACGCAACCGACGUCUUUCGGUUUAUGUUCUACGCAGCUGAUGAUAAUAUUUUUCAUCUUCAUCUUCGGGAAGUGCAAGCCUCACCACCAGCGAAGUGGGUAAGAGUGGUGUUUCCUGAGGGUCAGACUGAAUUCUUUACGAAAGGCCUUUCUGAGUUUGAAAAGGCCUCCUCUGUCCCGCGCUUUCAAACUUCAUACACUGUGCCGAAUUUACUUCUGGGAAAUGAUGAUUUCGUUCCCUCUUCCGGUUUGACACUCAUUUUGGGCGCUGAGAAGUUUAGUGGGUCAAGCCGUGGAAAACUGUCAAGGAAAGAUGUCGAGGAUGCAAACCGUCGUUGGAAUGAGGGCUACAAAGAUCUCAAGCCUCUUAAACGCGAGGAAAAAUGCUGCAAAAGGGUGAGUUUCCCCCAAUAUUCACCUGUAACUCGUAUUCAUCACUUGAUCACAUACGGAACUGCAAUGAGACUACUGCGUAAAGACCGCACGUGGGAAUUUUAUUGUGUGGAUCGAACAAGGGAGGGUCGAACCGUUGAGGAGGAAAUUGAAGAGGAGGAGGCUGGUGCAACUUCUGCUGCUGCUGACCCCGUGGAAGGAAGAUCAUAUAAUAGUAAUGGAAGCGAUGUGGAAGCGAACCAUUUAAGUGAAAUUGUGCCAAUGCCUCCACCUUUAGAGACGAUUGGGAAUCAUGCUGGAGUUAUGGAUAUUAGCCGCAAAAAGCGUCGUAGAAAACGCCGACGGCGUUGUAAUAAGGGCAACGAAGUUUCACCCUCUGGAAAUGCGUCAUCUUGUCCCACGUCGGACUUGUUACAAGGAGCUUCAUCAUCAUCAUUCCGCUUGGAUUCAUCUUAUCUCGAGAAACUAUCAUCUCUUCUCUUCAAAGAGGUGUAUUCUCCACCCUCACCCAAGCCAAGUACCUCGUCUAGAGUUGUUGAUGAGUUUUUCUUGUGA
This is a messenger RNA of Echinococcus granulosus, 1221 nucleotides long. RefSeq lists its product as hypothetical. The record is from RefSeq and is a predicted model, not a curated record. The transcript has a single exon. Lineage: Eukaryota; Metazoa; Platyhelminthes; Cestoda; Cyclophyllidea; Taeniidae. The coding region runs from base 1 to 1221 and encodes 406 amino acids.